UGUUAUGCCAGUACUCAAUGCAUUGGAACGAGCGUUGAAUCAGUGUUUUACCUGUUAUGAACAAUGUUUACAUCAGAACAGCGUUAUGAAUCCAUCAGGAGCAGUAUCUGGAACUGAGCUCUAUGUUCACUUGAAUCCAGGGAUUGCUGCACAGCUCCAGAGGAUUGCCCCAUCAUUAAACACCACAGAUGAUGUGCAUAUAUGUGGAGGCUGCAAGCAGAGUUUUCCAGACAUAAAUUUAUUUGUUGAACACAAGCAUGCAGGAUGUGCAGUGUCGUCUCAGAACCCUUUAUCUGUUAUGGGCAUAUCACUUGAUCAAUCAGCUUUGAAUUAUAUCUCCAGCAGUCGAGACAGCAGUGUGUCUAACCCUGCAUCACAGUAUUUCAGAGUUAUUCUCAAUGGAAAUAACGUACCAUUGCAUCUGCAGAGUGAUCCCUGUGAACAAGAAUCUCUCCAGCCAUUGCUUGUCACUCCAUACAAAAAAUCAUCAGCUGCUACAUCAGAUCAGCAUGAUUUUAGUGUGGAAUCGUGUAGUACUCAGAACUCUGUCAUACAGCCACCAAAGAAAGUACAGAAGUCUAAGCAAGUUGACAGAACAGUACAUACAAAGUCAUUAUCUACUGAUGAAACUGUUCCUGUAAAUGCUGCAGAUGGAAGUGUUCCUAUAAAUGGUACAGAUAUUUCUUGUCAUGAACAGGGUCAGUAUAGAAUUUUAUUACAUCUAUUUCUGCUGUGCAAUCUGGAUGAAUUCACUCAUCUCUGUAUCAGCACUUUAUUUUCAUCUGUGAAUAUUUUCAACAUUGUUAUUUGGGACAUUGACUUGUCUAUUCAGUGCAGUUCUGCACCCUCCCUUCUCACCCCUUUCCUAUCCCACACUCUCAGUUUUUGUGAAAGGCCAUUUCAGUGUGAAUCUUGUAAAAGAACGUACAGCCGAAUUGAUAAGCUGCGAGCACAUCAGCACAUUCAUUUUGGGGAAAAAUGUCAUAAAUGUCAAGUGUGUGACUAUGCUACUGUGGAUAAAGGCAGUCUGAAAAAGCACAUGAGGAUUCAUAAUGAUGAAAGACCCUACAAAUGCCAGAUCUGCCCCUAUCGCUCAAAGCGUUCAUGUCACUUAACUGUUCACUUAAGAACUCAUACAGGUGAUCAUCCAUUUGUCUGUGUAUAUGAGUCCUGCAUGUCUGCCUUCAAGACAAGUUCUGACCUGAAGAGACAUAUACGUAUGCAUACUGGUGAGAGACCAUAUGCUUGUGAUAUCUGUGACUAUCGAUGUUCAAUUAAAUCUAAUCUUGGUGUUCAUAUUCGCAUAAAUCAUUCAACAGAAAACUUAAUCCCGUGCACAGUUUGCAACCAUGUGUCUGUGUCUGAAGCAGCAGCUAGAGAACAUGAGAAAAUUCAUUCAGGAGAUUCUCAGCUGGCAACCUCAACUCAACCCCAGAAAAAAGAUAUUACUACGAGGAAGAACUUAGGAGGUAGCACAAGAAGCCAUAUAAGGAAAAAGAAUUCUAACUCAAAGUCUCAUAAGAAACUCAAAGGAAAGGAUACUUCUAAGAUGACAGGCUCAGAACGUACAAAAUGUUCAACUGCAGUGAAACCGUAUUGUGUUAAAGCUCACAAGUGUACGUUAUGUGAUGCAGCAUUUGUUCGUGAGGAUUCAUGGAGGAGUCAUAUGCGUCAGCACCAAAACCAAGGAGCGUAUCUGGGAAUAGUUAACGACAGUGAAACCCUAGCAUCUGUACAUUCCAUUGCUGCAAACAGUGAAAAGGCCCUUCCGCUAGAAAAUGAGCUUGAGGGUUCCAGAAGUUCAACAGUUGAAUCUAAACAGACUGUAGUAGCUGUAUCUGUUAUUGAGAGUAAUGUAGAAGAAAGGGAGGUGAGCUUGACAACAAAUGGCUCAAUAACAGAUAAUGGAGUAUUAACAGAAAGUAAUGUUCUUGCAACAAAUGAAUCUACUGGUACAAAUUUGCAGGCUACAAGGGAUGGCUGUAACUUGUCUUUCACAUCGGAUUUGCGAGAUAAGGCUACAAAGAAUCAACACGUUGAAGUCGAUAGACUUCUCACUGAGGGAUUCAUUGAAUAUGGCCACGUGGGAUUAGCCGAGCAGUCUAAGGCGCUGCAGUCAUGGACUGUGCAGCUGGUCCCGGCGGAGGUUCGAGUCCUCCCUCGGGCAUGGUGUUCCUGUGAAUGUGCUGCAAGAUACUCAUCUGCAGCUGUGACUGCUACUUAGUUGGAGAAAAAUGCUGGUCAGCAGAAAGACUAGUCUCUCUCCCAAAAAAUUUCAAUAGUCACUUUAUGUAUAAUAAUGCAUCAGACGAAACAGUG
Molecule: messenger RNA, 2319 nt
Organism: Schistocerca piceifrons (Central American locust)
Lineage: Eukaryota; Metazoa; Arthropoda; Insecta; Orthoptera; Acrididae
Product: gastrula zinc finger protein XlCGF48.2-like
Exons: 10
Coding region: 5-2224 (739 amino acids)
Biological process (GO): regulation of transcription by RNA polymerase II
Cellular component (GO): nucleus
Molecular function (GO): DNA-binding transcription factor activity, RNA polymerase II-specific; RNA polymerase II transcription regulatory region sequence-specific DNA binding
Source: RefSeq, a predicted model, not a curated record